ACACACUCGCGCGGCGGCCGCUGGAGGAGGAGGCGGCGGCGGCGGCGGCGGCUGUGGCUGUUGUGGCGGCGGCCGUGCGGCGCGGCGAAGCGAGGCUCCGGGCCAGGGUCGAAGCGGCCGGCGGGCCUGACGCAGGCGGAGCGGGCAAAAUGGCGGCUGCCGCCCAGGUGUGCGAGAACAUCCAGAUGCUGCUGGAGGCGGCCGAGUUCCUGGAGCGCCGGGAGCGAGAAGCCGAGCAUGGCUAUGCUUCCAUGCUACCUUACAGCAUCAAGGAUAGAGAUGUCCUAAAACGAAGAAACAAGUCCAAGAAAAACAGCAGUAGUAGCAGAUCAACACACAAUGAAAUGGAGAAAAACAGACGUGCUCAUCUGCGUUUGUGUCUGGAGAAGCUUAAAGGGCUGGUGCCCCUGGGACCAGAAUCCAGUAGACAUACAACACUGAGUUUACUAACGAAAGCUAAAUUGCACAUAAAGAAACUUGAAGACUAUGACAGAAAAGCUGUACACCAAAUAGAUCAGUUGCAGCGAGAACAGCGGCACCUGAAAAGGCAGCUGGAGAAGCUGGGCAUUGAGCGAAUAAGAAUGGACAGUAUAGGGUCAACAGUUUCUUCUGAACGCUCAGAUUCAGACAGAGAAAUUGAUGUGGAUGUGGAAAGCACAGACUAUCUAACAGGUGACCUAGACUGGAGCAGCAGCAGCCCAAGUGAUUCAGAUGAAAGAGGAAGCUUGCAGAGCGUCUGCAGCGAUGAGGGCUACUCAAGUGCUGGCAUUAAGAGAAUAAAGCUGCAGAAGAAUCUUAAGGCCUGUCUCAGCCUAUAAGGAGCCAGUAGCUUUUCUUCAUCCAUUGCUGUUUCCCUUGUUGGAUCCUACUAGGUAGUAUGUCGGACUGUCCCACGAUUCUCUUGCACGUAAACUUCUUGUACCACCAACGUUACCAAAAUCUGCUUGCCUCAGUCUGAAAACAGUGCGUAGGGUUGGGGGUUACAAGCUACUCUCUGGAGCACACGCCGGCUGGCAUCCACUAGCUUCUCUUUUCCGUCAGUAAACUCAUCUCUGUGAGACUGAACAUUCCAAAUUCCUAGCACCCAGACUGUGGUUGCAGUAACAGCAGCGUACACUUUUGCCUCUGCUGCAGUUGCUUCACAUUCUAGAGAAACCCUAUUUGCUUUGAGGUGGGAAAAUGGGAGAUCAGGCCCGCCUAGCCGCUGUUCCUCAAAGGUGGCUUCUGUCAAAGACAUUCUGUUUUCCUGUCCUUUAGAAAAGCUGGAAAUUGGCAUUGACAGGCUUACAACACAUUGUAAGUUUCUGUUCGGGAAUUAUGCAGUGGAACUUAGCAAAAACUGUUCAGAAGUUAUUCUGGAGUUUCCCAAGUCCUUGCAAUUGUGACAUAGCCAUCUCUGAGGCGUCCCUGCCAAUGCAGAGUCACGGCUCCCUUUGGAUUUAACAUGCUGAGCUAGCCUUCUCAGUAGGUCCCAUGGGGCUAGGUUUGCGGCAGGUGACCAGCAGAUUAAAAUGAAGUUUAGCAGAAAAAUACUAGGAGUAGAAUUGUGCUGGAGACUUUUAAGGGGGAAGGGGUUCUCACUUUUAGCUGAUGGCCCCGCUAGGACGCCUUCACUCAAACACUUCUCUCUGCCUUUGUGUCAAAAGACCAAAUAUUUCUCCUGUGUGAUCUUCAUUAUGAUGUCUUUGCAUUUACGGCUGCAUUUAGCCUUUGUUCCUAGCAGCUUUUCUAGCUGCUAAGUCCUGCUUCUUGUCUCUGGGACAAUUUUUCUACCUCAGAGAGAUGAACAAAGCUGAUCUCAAUCCCUUUAGCACAAAAGAAUUAUGCCUCAUUUAUAUGCUUGGUUCUAGUCCAAUCUGUUUACUUAAAAAUUCAGCAAUAACUGAGUGACAAAGUUAGCAGUGCUAGCUUUGAGUUAAUGACUGGGGAGACUGCAUUGAAGUAAAUCUGUGGUGCCCUCCUGGCAGUGGAGCACUGCCUUGCCCGUUUAAGUUUUUUUUGAUAGCCUCAGAAAGUGACUUCUGUGGGGAAUUUGGGUUUUUGACCGUCAGACUUUACUCUUUUUGCCCCCUUUUCACAGCCUCGGGUAUUCCACAUCAGCAGGAUUCUUCACUUAAGCUGUACAGAGCACACGCAAAUGUACAUAACAUGUGGUCUAUAAAUAGUAUUUAUUCGUUUUUAUAUAUAAACUUAACGUAAUAUUCUUAUGUUUUUGUGCUUUUAUAGAUGUUUAGAAAACUUUGUACGUCAUGGUCUACCACGGAGAUUUCCACAGAGAUUUCUUUCUUUUUGUUUUGAGCCCUCUUGGCCAACUCCUCACCACGUUUAAGAUGUCGCUUUUCCCAUGCACAGUUGGCAGUCCCCCACUCUGAGAGGACACCCAAGAGCCAGUUGAGCAGCUUCAGGUCACUUCACUCUGAAAGGGCUACACAAAUUACUUAGCUUCAAAAUAGGGUUCACGCUUGCUUGCAGGCCAUGGCCCGAGCUGCCAAAACCCAUUAGGACGCUGUCAAAGUUGAAAACAAACAACACAAAAUGAUUUUUUUUCCAAGAAGCUUGACACUAUCUCUAGAUAAAUCUUCUAGAUGGGAAGUGGGGCUAGUGGAUUGCUAAAGAUCUCCAAAGCUAUUUCCUUUGAGUGUGCUGUCCUUCAAAAUAAAAUGCAGCUGGAUGUCCAGCAGUCUUGCACUGAACGCCUCCUUUUCAGAGGCCACCCUGCAUUUGCGAGCUGGCUUUGAGUCCAAGCAGAAAAACGUUCAGAGAGUUCGCUCCCAACCUGUAAACUUUAAAGGAGUUGAGUAGCUGCACUUUUAGGUCCUUCGUUCCGACAUGUUUUUGCCUGAGACCUUUGAGCUUCUAUAUUUGCUGAUGAGUUGCAUAAAACUAUCUCACGUAUUCAACUCUGUUGCCAUCUUAAGGUUCAAAGUAACUUCAGAUUUUGGGGGCAUUUUGGUGGAGUACUUUAAAUUACAAAUUUGUGUACUUUCCUUUAGAAGUAAUAAGUCUUAAGGAUUCAAUCUACUAUGUUUUUAAUUGAUGUGCCUUUUAUGAGUUAAUUGUAAGUGGGCACAGUCCACUUCUGAGUUCUCCGGAGUAUCACCUGUCUUCCCCUCCCCGCCCCCAGUCCCCAGAAUAUCUAAAUGAACGGAAGUGGCAGGCCCAUCUGUGGUUCUGUGUAGCUGCUUUCAUUUUGGUGAACCUUAGGCAGGAGAAAUUCUUGGUGAAUUGUGCCCAGCUUCUUUUUUUAGUAAAAUACUGUGGAAUUUUGUUUUAUUUUAUUGUCCCUAUUGUGAACCAGUAAUUGAUCUUUGCACUGUCUGGAUGUGGUCCUUGGAUGGUACAGAUAUAGUAAAUUUUACAAGUAAUGCACUAAUAUCAAAAACUAACCUAAAAAGGUUUGUAGUGUUUCAGAAAAAUCUAGACAAAUAACGUAAAUUGUCCUGUGGGCUCCAGGGAUACCUUCUAAAAUCUUGGCUACGACUUGUCUUGGCAGCUCCAGACUUCUGUGGACCUCGCUGCUGCUCUCCAGCCGUCCUUCAAACAGCCGCCCCUACUUCAAGUGGGCCCAGCUGCGUACGUGGCCUGCAGGACUGCCUCUGUGGCUGUCGGCCACGCGUGCGGGAGGCGCAGUGCGAGGCCACACAAGCCUAGCCUUUCCGACCAGGUGUUUCCUGCCCUGCUGGAGCGGUGCGCGAGUGGCCAUGGAGGCGCAGCCACAUCACUCGGGUUCUGGGUAAAACCGGGCUGUGGGAGCGGGGCGUCCUGGUCCAGCCAGCCUUCCUCUUGAAUUCACUGAUCCACCAGCAUUAUUCAAUAAACUUCAGAAAAUUAAUUUUGUAGAUUGUUAAAAGGGAGCUGGGGUUGUUUCUGUACAUGUGUUUACAGCUGGAAGUUGUGUGGGUGUUUAAAUAGGUCACACUAAAUGCUGUUGUACUUGGUAACUUCCUGUGCAGACAGUAAACCUGGGGUGCACUUGAUUGAAAAUGGAAAUCCAAAAUUUGUGCUCUUACUGAUCAGAAGUUAAUAUGGGUGUCAGGGUGACAGUCUGAAGUAUCCGGAAAAGUAUUGUCUGUACCUGAUGAACCUUUUUCCUGAGUGUUGAACACCCAGAACUUUUAUUAUGGUAUUGUGUUUCAUUUUGGUUUUUUUUUUUUUUUUUAAUAAAGCAGAGCUUUCAAGGUGCUGAACUUUUUUCCAGGGUUGGUGUGAAUACCUGUUGUUUUUUUUAAAUUCAAAUUCAGAGCACUUACUUGAGAUGUCCAGUUAGGUGCCACAAACUUUUCCAGCAAGAUUCCAGAGUUCUGGGCAUUCGCAGGCUGCGUCCUGCCAACUGCCUCUUCAGCACUUUGUUCUCACACCAGGCACUUCCCUCCUCCUCCGGAAGCCCCCACGUGUCUUGGUGCUGCCCAGGAUUCAGUACCGGCAGCGGAGCGCGCAGCCAGGAGAGGGCCCUGCGCUACUGGGGGGGGAGGGGAGGAGGAGGGGAGGCACAGCUGAGGGGGGAGGGUUCUUUUUUAAGUGCUCACGGCCUAACGAGGGUGUGCAGGCAUCUGGCAUAAAGUCUAGCAAUAUUCGGGGACUCCGUCCUCCUUUUACCCCCUUGGUAACAUACGUCAGGUUUUGACACUUACUGUAUCGGGACAAAUUCUGCUUUCUGUACCUAGUUAUGCAUUUGCUGCCCUGAUUCCCUGUAUCGUGUUCUUCUUUUCCCGUGGCAUCAAUCUGCGAGAUUUCUUUACUUUCCGUUAGCGCAAGUGGCCACUUUGCCUGUGGCAUCUGAAGCUUCCUGAACAGCUGCGUGAAGGAGUUGUGCUUUGGUUUGGAGGGGAAGCUGCCCCAGAUUACCGGGCCAAUGAAAUCUUUCCAUGCUCCUGCGUCUGUGUAGCGGGACUUCCUUUAGCAAACCUGUUUGUGUAACAUAUUAUGGUCCAGUUGAACAUUGCGUAAGAGUCGGCUUGUCUCCGACUGUAACCCUUCAGUGGCUUGGGUAUGCUUGCUGAAACGUAGCUGUUCCCUUCUUAGGUGCCCACAGACUUGCCCUGCCCGGAGGAGUUUGGCUUUAUUUUUGCGCAGUCCUUUUGUAUUAACCUAGGAACUUUCAUCAAAUAGGUGCUCUUAACAACACUUGCUGUUUUGAACUCUUGAGUUUAGUUUUGGAGUCUUCCAAAUAAAAAUGCAGCCUGAACAGGAGAGCAGCAAAAGGGGGGAAAUAGAAAUUCGGUUUCCAGAUGUUCAGUUCCUAAUGUAAAUACCACAUUAUUGCGAAUCCUGUGUCAAGACCAUAUAAUGGUGCUUUUUAUUACAGUUAGCACAUGCAUUUUUAGAAACUACAUGUUUUAGACAACCUUGCUGUGUAUAUGUAUACUUCUGUAUUGUUCAACUGUUAGAAAAUAAAUUAUUUCAUUAUUAAA
Messenger RNA from Varanus komodoensis (Komodo dragon), 5411 nucleotides. RefSeq names its product MAX dimerization protein 1 (gene MXD1). The record is from RefSeq and is a predicted model, not a curated record. The transcript has 6 exons. Gene Ontology annotation, molecular function: DNA-binding transcription factor activity, RNA polymerase II-specific; protein dimerization activity; RNA polymerase II cis-regulatory region sequence-specific DNA binding. The coding region runs from base 150 to 818 and encodes 222 amino acids. Gene Ontology annotation, biological process: negative regulation of transcription by RNA polymerase II. NCBI's taxonomy places the organism in Eukaryota, Metazoa, Chordata, Lepidosauria, Squamata, Varanidae.